Messenger RNA from Dromaius novaehollandiae (emu), 2383 nucleotides. RefSeq names its product phytanoyl-CoA 2-hydroxylase interacting protein (gene PHYHIP). Gene Ontology annotation, cellular component: cytoplasm. The record is from RefSeq and is a predicted model, not a curated record. Bases 76 to 1398 code for a protein of 440 amino acids. NCBI's taxonomy places the organism in Eukaryota, Metazoa, Chordata, Aves, Casuariiformes, Dromaiidae. The transcript is spliced from 5 exons. Gene Ontology annotation, molecular function: protein binding.
CCGCGGCCUCGCCUCCCGCUCCCACGGCUGUCCCCGCUCCGCUCGCAGGCAGGCGACGUGUUUGCUCAUCACCUGAUGCUUUGCAGCCUGACACCCGAUUGGCAGAGCAGGGUUUUCCCCCCUCUCCUCCACGCUGCUUGGAUUUUUUUUCCUUUUUUUUUACCCUCCUCUUUAGGGUGUUUGCUAUUUCCGAGCUGGCUGGGAGGAUCUGAGCAGCAGCAGUCGCAGCAGCAGCCGGCGGCAGGAGGACGAGCAUCCACCGGGAAUCGUGCGAGCCGCCGCGGCCCGUCGCAGCCCCCGCGGCCGAGUUCGGCCCCGGCAGCGCAGCCUGCCCUGCCGUGCCCCGCCGGCUCCCUUCGCCCCCGGCAGCCCUCCCGUGCCGCCAGGAGCCCCGCGGCCCCGGCCAUGGAGCUGCUCUCCACCCCCAAAAACAUCGAGAUCAACAACAUCACCUGCGACUCCUUCCGCAUCUCCUGGGCCAUGGACAAGGGCGACCUGGAGAGGGUCACCCACUACUUCAUCGACCUCAACAAGAAGGAGAACAAGAACUCCAACAAGUUCAAGCACCGGGACGUGCCCACCAAGCUGGUGGCCAAGGCGGUGCCGCUGCCCAUGACGGUGCGGGGCCACUGGUUCCUGAGCCCGCGCACCGAGUACAGCGUGGCGGUGCAGACGGCCGUGAAGCAGAGCGACGGCGAGUACCUGGUGUCCGGCUGGAGCGAGACGGUGGAGUUCUGCACCGGGGACUACGCCAAGGAGCACCUGGCCCAGCUGCAGGAGAAGGCCGAGCUCAUCGCCGGGCGCAUGCUGCGCUUCUCCGUCUUCUACCGUAACCAGCACAAGGAGUAUUUCCAGCACGUCAGGAUGCACUGCGGGAACGUGAUGAAGCCGUCGCUGAAGGACAACAGCGGCAGCCACGGCUCGCCCACCAGCGGCAUGCUGCACGGCAUCUUCUUCAGCUGCAACACCGAGUUCAACACCGGGCAGCCCCCCCAGGACUCGCCCUACGGCCGCUACCGCUUCCAGAUCCCGGCGCAGCGCCUCUUCAACCCCAACACCAACCUCUACUUCGCGGACUUCUACUGCAUGUACACCGCCUACCACUACGUCGUGCUGGUGCUGGCGCCCCAGGGCUCCUCGGGGGACCACUUCUGCCGGGAGCGCCUGCCCCAGCUGGACAUUGCCUGCAACAAGUUCCUGACGUGCUGCGUGGAGGACGGGGAGCUGGUGUACCGCCACGCGCAGGACAGCAUCCUGGAGGUCAUAUACACCGAGCCCGUGGACCUCGGCCUCGGCGUGCUGGGCGAGAUCAGCGGCCACCAGCUCAUGAGCCUCUCCACCGCCAACGCCAAAAAGGACCCGAGCUGCAAGACGUGCAACAUCAGCGUGGGGCGCUAGGCGCCCAGGCCGGGGGGGACGGGGAGGGAGGCCCCCACCGCGGGCGCUUCUGCAACGGACGCGGCCGGACGCAGGACGGGGCCGGCGGGUGUAAAUAGCAUGUUGACUGCUCGGAGAAGGACCCCGCGGGAUGCUCAGAGCAGGGACGCUAAGCCAGCAGCGCUCUGGGCCCCCGGAGAGGAAGCCUUCACCUCCUGGACUGGCUGACCAGCAUCUUCCUCGCUCGUGCCCCACGUCGGCGCUGACCCCCGGGCCCCUUGCAUCGCCCCGUCCCUCGCUGCGGGGCCCCCCCAGCCUCGCCCACGCCCCGCCGCAAAGCUCAGCUCCGGGGACCGAGCACCGCCGCCGGCCCUGCUCUCGUCCCCGGGCUGCGCGCUGCCCCCGGGGGGGACGGCGGAGAGGCUCCCAUGCCCCCGGCCUGCCUCCGGGCCCCAGCAAAGCACAAGGGACUGCAGCCGCGCUCGACCCCGGACUCAGCCGCAGCCCGGCGAUGCCGAGCGCCCCGACGCCUGCAUCUCCGCGCCUCGUCCCCGGGGACCCCCGAGGAUGUUGCCGCCGCCUUCGCCUGCAGAAAUAGGAGCGUGCGCGUGUGCUGCUGCUCGGGCUGGGGAGCGUGGGCAGGGCCCCCCCGCGCCCUGCCGCCGGCGGUGCUUUCGGGCCGCAGCCGUGGCAGCCUCGUCCGCAGCGCGGGGGACCGCCAGCGCCCCGCCGCGUCGUGCAGCCAGCCGUGCCGUGUCCGCUGUGUGCUCUAGCCGUCGUUGUGCCGUGAGUGCCGCCGCCAGGGCUCGCUUACCACUUCCCCAGCCCCCCCGGGCACCCGGGGAGCGAGCGGGGGGCCGCGCCGGCCCCGUCCCCCCCGCAUGAGCCCCGGGCGCUGCGUAUCCCCUGCACGCUGUAACGCUGGAACAGAGCAUCCCCGUCCCCGAGCCUCCCCGUGCUGUGCUGUGCUGGCGGUGUGUCAAUAAACUGUGUGCAGUCGCCGCGG